Messenger RNA from Oldenlandia corymbosa var. corymbosa, 2118 nucleotides. The record is from the annotation of a GenBank genome assembly. Lineage: Eukaryota; Viridiplantae; Streptophyta; Magnoliopsida; Gentianales; Rubiaceae.
AUGUCGACGGUUUGGCAGAAUCAGUACCGCCGUUUAACGUCCUCGACAGCUUCUUCAUCCGCCAAGCGCUCGUCUUCAUCGGAGAAUUUGGGGAAAGCGGUGACUUCUGGGUUUCCACCGCAGCAUCAAAUGGCCAAGAAACGACCGGCUCUUGCUAAUGUCACCAACCAGAGGCCACAAGGGUUCACGGCGAAUAACCGGAACUCGUUUUCCGACUCAUCCAAAAUUGUACCAUGCACCACUAAAAUAGUCAGCAUCAAGAAGGGGGGCCCUGCUAGCAAUGCUCAUGGCAGCUUCUCCAUGACUAGUGAGCCUGCAACCUCCUUUGUGAAACCAAGUGUAGUUGCUUCCAGUAAGAAUGUGUUUCCUCAGAGAACCGGCACAUUGGUUGCAGCUCUUGCACCUAGCAGAAUGGAUGUAUCUCCAACUCAGUCUGAUGGUUUUACUGUUUCCAUGGAUGACUCAAUGUCAACUUGUGAUUCGUUGAAGAGUCCAGAAGUCGAGUAUUUGGAUAAUAAUGAGAUAGUGAAUUCCAUAGAGAAAAAGACCGCCUACAAAUUAUGCAUCUCCGAAAAUGUUGAAACACCAGGGAUUGUAUGCAAAAGAGACAUCCUCACCAACAUGGUGUUGGGUGAUGACAUCAUUGAUGUUGAUGGCAAUCUCAUGGACCCACAGUCAUGUGCAACCAUAGCUUGUGACAUCUACAAGCACCUGAGAGCAUCAGAGAUGAAGAAAAGGCCAUCAACCGACUUCAUGGAAAGGGUCCAGAAAGACAUAAAUGCCAACAUGCGUGCAAUACUUAUAGACUGGCUUGUGGAGGUUGCUGAGGAGUACAGGCUAGUUCCAGAGACUUUGUAUCUAACUGUUAACUACAUCGAUCGGUAUCUUUCUGGCAAUGUGAUGGAUAGACAAAGAUUGCAGUUGCUGGGUGUAGCUUGCAUGAUGAUUGCCUCCAAAUAUGAAGAAAUUUGUGCUCCUCAAGUUGAAGAAUUCUGCUACAUAACUGAUAACACAUACUUUAAAGAUGAGGUUUUGGAAAUGGAAUCUGCUGUUCUCAAUUACCUAAAGUUUGAAAUGACUGCUCCUACAGUUAAAUGUUUCCUGAGGAGAUUUGUGCGUGCUGCUCAGGGAAUGGUAGUCCAUGAGGCUCAGUCAUUACAAUUGGAAUGCUUGGCUAACUACAUAGCGGAGCUAUCCCUUCUAGAGUAUUCCAUGCUCUGUUAUGCUCCAUCACUAAUUGCAGCUUCCACAAUUUUCUUGGCAAAAUACAUUCUUGCGCCAGCUAAUAGACCAUGGAAUUCCACGUUGCGGCAUUACACUCAAUACCAGCCCUCUGAUUUACACGAUUGUGUUAUGGCUCUACAUAACCUUUGCUGCAGUAGUUACAAUUCAAGUUUGCCCGCUGUCAGAGAGAAAUACAGUCAGCACAAGUAUAAAUUUGCCGCGAAGAAACACUGCCCUCCAUCCAUACCUCCUGAGUUCUUCCAACAUCAUUGCUUCAUGACCAAGAAGACCAGCUUUGAUAUGUUGAGCGCCAUCGAGCUGGCUUGCUCAUUGGUGGUAGUCGAUGGAAUUCCAAUGAUGCAGUUCGCCAAUAAGUUGAAAUCAGGACCUCUUGAAAGGGGUCUCAAGCUUCAACUGAUUAAAGACAUAGCUCAAGAGUGCGGUUUGGAAUGGGACAGGGAUUCAAAGAGUUUUGAGCAGAAGCUACACAAAAUUCCUCGUCCCUCGGCACCUGAAAUACAUGGUGCAAUCACUUCAGGGGAAGAUAACAAUGAAAAGGAACCUUUUUACUACAAAUCCAUCCCCUCCUUAUGUCAAAGCCAAAGCUGGCAUCAAGAAACUACAUCUGAUGCCCCUCCUAUUGACGCUAGAGCCAAAGUGCAGAAAGAUACACGCAAAACUGAUCAUCAAGAUGAAUUCGGAGGCAACCCUAAGCAAAAACCAAAAUCUGUUAGGAGGAGAAUCCCAAAACCAAGGCCAGGCAUAGAUAAGGUAGCUAAUUCUCAAACCAAUGGUUCAGAAAAUAAGACUUCAAAGGUUACAAGUCAACAUGAUGGUGAGGUAGGGGACCGGCAACAUUUGAAGAACUUAACUCGGAGAAAGCAUGAUGAAUGA